AUGGCUGUAGAAGCAGACUCUGCGCUCAUCCGAGAUGGUUCGAAUCGUAUGGAUGAAGAAUUGUUGCUUGAAAAUGCGCCGUUAUCGCAAAAAUUGCGUAAUUUAACAUACCUGACAUUCUUACUACUUGGCGUCGCAUUACUGUGGCCGUGGAACAGCUUUCUCAGCGCCACAUCCUACUUUCAACAGGACGUUUUCGGUGGCACGUCAAUCUAUGCCAAAAUUUACGUGAGUACGAUGAUGAGUAUCUCGACAAUAUCCUCUGUGGUAAUAAAUCUGUGGCUGUCACGCAGACAGCAUAGUUAUUCACAGAGAGUUGUGAGGGGACUUGUGUGGGAAGUCCUCGUUUUUGGCAGUCUGUGUGCCUUGGUCUCGCUUCACAAACUGCUACCUCAAGGGGUCGUGUUUUCUAUCCUUAUGAUACUCGUGCUGGUGAGCGCAGCGGGAACAGCAAUGACUCAAAAUGGAUGCAUGGCAAUUGCCAAUCUGUUCGGCAGCGAGUUUAGUCAAGCGGUGAUGAUGGGCCAGGCAGUUGCAGGGUUCCUGCCCUCAAUCGCGCUUUUCGGGCUCUCAUUCAUUGGCGAAGUCAAGUCACAAAGCUCUCUCGGAAUCUUUGUGUUUUUCCUUACCACGGUGCUGAUAUCGAUCGCCGCAACCGUGGCGUACAGGGCGGGUAAAGUAGGUGCCUGUGACAGCUCCGAUUUGGCUCCUCCUCACAGUUACGAAGACCAGAACAAACAAAACACCGUACCUUUUGCGGUGCUUUAUUCGAAGCUAAAAUAUGUUGUUCUUGCCAUUUUCACGGCUUUCGUGGUCACUUUAACUUUCCCAGUAUUUGCUGCCAACACCUUAGUCAUGGGACUGCCGCUGCAUAAUUCGCAAUUCAUUCCUCUGGUUUUCACAAUCUGGAAUCUGGGCGAUCUUUAUGGCAGAAGCAUUUCUGACCAUUGGGUAUUUCAGAGCACCUUUUUCACGCCUUGGAAAAUCUUCCUGUACUCUGUGGGUAGAUUUUUACUCGUCCCAAUCUUUUUCUUUUUCAACAUCAAUGGCACGUCGCACACCUCUAACCGCGUGUUGUCCGAUAUGUGUUACCUGUUGCUCCAAUUUAUAUUUGGCGUCACAAACGGGAAUGUCGUCUCCAUCAGCUUCAUGAAAGUUCCCACACUUCUUCAAACCGAUCAAGAGCGGAAAGCGGCCGGAGGCUUCACCAACAUUUUUCUUUCCACCGGCUUGGCUCUGGGAAGCGUUGUGAGCUACGGUCUAGUAUUUUUUCUGGAAUCCUACAAAUAA
Molecule: messenger RNA, 1290 nt
Organism: Lachancea mirantina
Lineage: Eukaryota; Fungi; Ascomycota; Saccharomycetes; Saccharomycetales; Saccharomycetaceae
Source: the annotation of a GenBank genome assembly